Blumeria graminis f. sp. triticale is the source of this 756-nucleotide messenger RNA. The record is from the annotation of a GenBank genome assembly. Lineage: Eukaryota; Fungi; Ascomycota; Leotiomycetes; Helotiales; Erysiphaceae.
AUGGAAGAAUUGUCGCAAUCAAAUCCCCUCGCUACUGUCUUCCCUGCACCGCCACCAUUCUAUCAAAGUUUUACGCCGACUAAUAUUCAAAAAUUUGCAGCGCAUCGUGCCAAAGUUUUAGGUAGUGAUAAAAAUAUUGCCUCGGAUACAUCGACUCUGCUGGCAGAUUUGCCUGCAGAGCUAGUACAUUUGCAACCUCCAGAAUUACCUACGGCCGAAGACGGAAAGUUUCGAUGCUUUGGUGAUGUAUACUACAUUUUUGGAAAGGUGAAAGAGGAUUUGCCAUCCCUUGAGGCUAUGGGGGUGGAACAAGUUUACACCCCUCCCACUUCCCCAGCGCGCAUUCAGUCACCUUCUCAAGACUCACAGGCACACCAUGAUCGUGCCUUCAUUCUGAAGCGCCUAGCAAAAUCUCUAUUGCUCAACUUCCUCGAACUUUUAGGCGUACUGGCUACAAACCCAUCGCUCUGGACUCAAAAAGUCCAAGAUAUUCGCACACUUGCCAUCAAUUUCCAUCAUCUCUUAAAUGAAUAUCGACCACAUCAGGCGCGAGAAAGCCUAAUCAUGAUUAUGAGAGAACAACUGGCCAAGAAAAAGGCAGAGAUCCAGGGUGUCAGAGAGUGUGGUGAGAGGGUAGAAAAAAUAUUAGAAGGCUUAGUUUCCAUCAGCCUAGAUGAGCCUACAGUGUACGAAAAGGAACCAGAAGUAGACAUAGAGGAGAUUAUUUGGGAAAGUAUGGAGAAAGAACUCGCUUAG